Fonsecaea nubica is the source of this 2226-nucleotide messenger RNA. RefSeq lists its product as hypothetical. Gene Ontology annotation, molecular function: zinc ion binding; DNA binding. Bases 1 to 2226 code for a protein of 741 amino acids. Gene Ontology annotation, biological process: DNA-templated transcription. Gene Ontology annotation, cellular component: nucleus. The transcript is spliced from 3 exons. The record is from RefSeq and is a predicted model, not a curated record. Lineage: Eukaryota; Fungi; Ascomycota; Eurotiomycetes; Chaetothyriales; Herpotrichiellaceae.
AUGCCAUGCUGCUACCCGGAGAUCCAACACAAGCCAGGUCCCAAACUGGGCUCGCACUCGUCCAAGCACCGAAAGCGGGCUUGCUGGCAAUUGGGAGACCAUUCACCAGAUAGUCAGGAGGACAUCCGGGAGGCAGAAGAUAGCAACAGCGUCAAGAGAAAGAAAGAACGUCAGAGACGGAACUUAUCCGUAUGUCGCGAUAGCACCAGCACGACCUCGGAUGCGUCGAGCCCUGAGUCGACGACGGCGCAAUCCUGGGUAUUUCACCAUUUCCACGAGGAUCAAUCAUACAGCAUUUCGCCACUGACCACCUCUGACAAUGCGAUACCCAGCGAAAGUCUAUCGUUGUACGCAUGGCCUGCGCAAGACAACACCAGCUACGUCUGCCGAAUUCUCUGCAUUUCAAAGGACAUGCUCUUUAAACUAACGAGGACAUACUUUGAAAAAGUAACCUUUCUAUCUCUCUUUCAUCGACCAACAUUCGACUCCAUGGUAUAUAACCAGAUACAGCAGGGCCCAUCCUCGGCUCUCCUUGCUGCAGUAUGCGCUAUAGCUACACAUUAUGUGGAAGAAAAGCCCGGACUACGACUCUCUCUCAACUCGCGAUAUCCUGACAACUCACACGCACCCAAUCAUUUCUACAAGCUGGCUUGCACAAUAACAAAGGAGCAGCUGGAUCAAUGUGGUGACGGCAAGCCUCCCCUCGCACUUCUUCAAGCGCUCGUUCUUAUCACGUUUUAUGAGAUGAUCGUUAGUGCCCGAGGAAGAGCAUGGAGAUCCCUCGGUACCUGCGUCCGCGUUGCACACGAGCUCGAUCUGCAUUUGACAGAUUCACUACUUCAAGGACAAUCAAAACCGGAGGAGAACGCCUGGACCGAGCCGUGGUCGCGCAAGGAGGAACAACGAAGAGCCUGGUGGCUUCUUUGGGAGAUGGACGUCUUUGCUUCGACUGUUCGUAGACGUCCAGCGUCCAUACACGAUGGAGAAUAUGCGGUACUCCUCCCAGUGAAUGAAAAGUCGUGGUAUGAAGGACACUACCAGCCAAGCUGCUUCUUGGACCCUGAUCCUCUUCAUCGAACUCGAAAGUUACUCGAAAGUGGAAACACCAAUGGCAAGGCUUGGUAUAUUGUGAUCAACUCACUGCUUCGCGAUGCGCAUACAACUGCCAAUCCAACCUCCCAUUGCGUCCGCGAACUUCCCAGACUGGAUGUUUCACCUUUGCUGGAUUCAGGCUGUGGCAAUCCCGUGGACGAACGGAAACUCGCGGUUCUAGACGAUUUUAUUUUGUACUUCAAAACCAUGCUGCCGAAGGAGCUCUCAUAUCAGGGCAACUACUUGUCAUUUUGCCUCUCUGGCGAUUCAUACGGCCAACCGACGGUGAUCGAAGACUGCGACAAGCAACUGAUUCACGCCAUGAUUCAUCUGGGUAGACUCAUGAUUUUACAUCACUACUGCAUCCGAAACACCGGUUCUUCGGUCCUCAAAGGCAAGAAACUGUUGGCGUAUCUGUCACUCAGUGGUCCUUCGGUGACGCAGAAACUCCGAGCGAUACUGGGCUUCACGGAAGAUCAAACAGCCUGGGGAAAAUAUCUCGAGGCUGCCGAGGAGAUCAUACGCGUCGUCCGAAAAGCUUCACCCAACCACAUCGGAUACAGCCAUCCCCUUCUUGCAUCUACGUUCUGGAUCGCAGCAGCCACCCAGUUAUUCAAGAAGGCGUUCGCGGAAGAUGAGGCGGAACGAGAUCUAGCUCAGUCCAACUUCGACCUCCUGAGGCUCACUCUGGACCAUAGCCACAAGUUCUGGACGACGUCCGAGUUGAUGGUAAAAAAUAUAGACACCCUGGCUUCGCGGCUGGGCGAGCUUCGAGCGAGAUUGGUUGAAUCUCAAGGCGAUGGAGCAGAUGCGCUUGGCGGUCUUGACGGGGAUGAUGUUUGCAGUCUCGACGCAAGUCCGUUCGAUGACCUGAAUGGUGUUGAACAAGAGAGGCCUAGACGACGUGACGGUGCUUCUGCGACCACCACGACUGGUCUUGGGAACGUGUCUAUGCUAGAUGGCAUUGACUACACCGAAACAUGCACAAGCCAAAUACCUGACGCAACCACAGUUUCGGACGACAAGCCUAGCGAGAUUGAAUUACAAGCUUUCAUGUAUGAUUUCUGCGGCGACAACUGGGACCUUUGGGGUCAAGAUCUAGCCGACUUGUUUCCCGGAUGCUCUCAGACAUGA